Molecule: messenger RNA, 2510 nt
Organism: Nematolebias whitei (Rio pearlfish)
Lineage: Eukaryota; Metazoa; Chordata; Actinopteri; Cyprinodontiformes; Rivulidae
Gene: caprin1b
Product: cell cycle associated protein 1b
Exons: 18
Coding region: 169-2220 (683 amino acids)
Cellular component (GO): cytoplasm
Molecular function (GO): RNA binding
Source: RefSeq, a predicted model, not a curated record
AUAAAGAACUUCUCCGUCUUUCCAACCGUCUCAGUUGUCGGUGAGGCCGGCGGGGCGGAUCCCACACUAGAGUAAAGGAGAGAAAAAAGCAACACAACAACAAAAAUAAUAAUUUGGCCUUUUCGUUAAUUAAGCUAACAAGUUCCCUUUUGGAUAUAUAUCAGCAAGAUGCCCUCAGCAAUGAAUGCAAGUAGAACGGUGCAAUCUGCCAGCCCAGACUUGGGAUCCGCUCCAGGGUUAGCAGGCAAUUUUGCACUCGGUGGACAGUCAGACGUCUUGAAGCAAGUGCUGUGUGUCCUCGACAAGAAAGCUCGCAACAUGGAGAAAAAAAAGAGCAAACUGGAUGAUUAUAAGCUCAGGAAGAAUAAAGGGGAAAGUCUCAAUCAGGACCAGUUGGAGGCCCUCUCCAAGUACCAAGAAGUCAUGAACAACUUGGAAUUUGCCCGAGAGUUGCAGAAGGCGUAUAUUACUUUGGGACAAGAUAUCCAGAAGGCGGCAAAGAAGUCUGCGCGGCGGGAGCAGCUGCAGCGAGAGGAGGCAGAGCAGAAAAAGCUUAAGACUGUUCUGGAGCUGCAGUUUGUCCUGGAUCGGCUGGGUGAUGACACGGUACGGCAGGACCUGAAGCAGGGGGUUGGCAGCUCACCGCUGCUGACAGACACAGACCUCGCAGCUUUUGAUGAGUUCUACAAGUUGGUGGGACCAGACCGUGAUCAGAACAUCAGGUUGACUGAUCAGUAUGAAGAAGCGUCUGUGCACCUUAGGGAGCUGCUGGAAGGGAAGGACAAGCCAGUGGUUGGAACAACAUACAAGGCACUGAAAGAGACUUUGGACCAGGUUCUGCUGAGUGGGUACUUUGACCGGAUUCCCUCUCACCAAAAUGGAGUGUGUGAGGAAGAAGAGGAGGAAGAGUCAGUCGCAGGAGCAGUUAUGGCAGCAGUAGCUGAGUCGUCGGAGGCAGAGGAGCAGGCAGUCGAUCAAGAAACUGAAGUAAUUGAAGAAUUUACCGAGACCAUUACAUUUGAAACAACAGAAUUUGUAAACAGACAGUUCAUUCCAGACAGCUCUUACAGUGGCAGUGAAAAAGAGCAGGGGGAUGAGUGGACCAGAGAAACUGAGGCUGUAAGUGCCUUGCAGCAACAGCAACCUGUACAGUCUGCAACUCCCCCCGUUCCUUUGGAGACUCACCCUGUAAACCUAACGUCGCCUGUUCCACCUUCUGACCCUCUGGUCCGAAAACAAGUAGUGCAAGACCUAAUGGCGCAGAUGAAGGGACCAUACAACUUCAUGCAGGACUCCAUGUUGGAGUUUGAUGGAACGCCCAUUGAUCCAGCCAUUGUAUCAGCGCAGCCAAUGAAACCUGCUCAGACCAUGGACGUACCACAGAUGGUUUGUCCACCAGGUCACCCUGAUCCCCGGCCGAUCCAGCCCAACUCUGUUCCUUCUCAACCUGAGCCCACACAAGUCCCCAUCGUUUCCCCAACACCACCCCCAAUGUAUCAGACCUCACACACGCCAGAUCCUCGACCCCCAACAGAAUCCAUUGAUCCCAUCCAGACUUCCAUGUCAUUGUCGUCAGAUCAGCCUCCCCCUUCCACAGCUCUCCCUCCCGCCUCUCAGACGCAGGUCUUCCAGCCUGUUUCCAAAGUUCCUCACAGCAGUGGCAUCAAUGUCAAUGCAGCUCCAUUCCAGUCAAUGCAAACAGUGUUCAACCUUAAUGCUCCAGUCCCACCGGCCAGUGAGACGGAGGCCUUAAAUCAGGUCGGCCAGUACCAGAACAGCUACAAUCAGGCCUUCAGCAGCCAGUCACAGCAUUCUGUAGAGCAGACGAAGAUGCAGCCAGAACAGCUACAGUCUGUCGGUGCCUUCCAGGAGCAGUCUGGAGGCCAUCAGCAGCCUACUCAGCAGGGCCCAGGUUUUGGCAGGCAGGCCCAGUCCUUUUAUAACAGCAGAGGCAUGUCUCGCGGCGGAGCCCGAAACACCCGGGGCAUGAUGAACGGCUACAGAGGCUCCACCAAUGGAUUCAGAGGUGGUUAUGAUGGUUAUCGCCCUGCUUUCGCCAGCACUCCCAACUCCGGAUAUGGACAGACCCAGUUCAGCACACCUCGUGACUACUCAAAUGGAAAUUAUCAAAGGGACGGUUACCAACAGAACUACAAGCGAGGAGCCAGCCAGGGAGCCAGAGGAGUCUCGAGAGGAAGCACUCAAGCAAUGCGAUCCUGAAAUGGCCUUUAAUCGUGACUGUGACUGAAGAAUCUGCACCACACUGAAAAAUUAAAACCCAUGAAUGCAUUAGCCCCAGCUCACUUUUUGCUUUCUUCUAUUUGUUCUCCAUCAGUCUUUUAUUCCUUCAAUCCAAGUUCAUGCCCGUUUUUAUUUAAAAAAUAAUAAACAAUUUAAAGGUUAAAACACAAGGCGAGCUGUAGAUCCAAUCAUUGGGUCACACAGGCCAUGUGCUCCAAUACUCCUGUAAACUUGAAAGAUUUCAUAGGUUAUAUAUAUUUUUUUUAUUA